GCCUAUCGAUAAUUACGUAACUUCGAAUAAACGUGUGAAUUAUUUGUGAAUUAUUAAGUCUGUGUACCUCUAUUCUAUUCUGCUAUGUCUAUAAACAGAUGCAUAUAUACAUCCAGAAAUCAGUCGGUGUGGCUUCGUAGACAGAAAUAGUUCAUUAUUAUUGCGCGUGUCAUAACUUUUUAUCUCUCUCUAUCGUAGUAGAGUAAGAGAGAGAGAGAGAGAGAGAGAGAGAGAGAAAGAAAGAGAGAGAGAGAAAGAAAGAGAGAGAGAAAGAGAGAGAGAGAAAGAGAGAGAGAGAGAGAGAAGACUUUCGUGCGCAUACGUUGCGCGCAGCGCACCUGCAUCGGUCCAAUCCAGUAGGGAGAAAAAUUUCAAGCCUGUCAUCAAUCACUCUCGUCGUAGGACAGAAAGACGACGAAGGUACAUUCGCUUGGCAUCCAUCCGAGAAAAAAAGGACGAUGCCCGCGAACAAGAGUAAUCAGCUGUCGACGCCUCGCAAAGAGAAAUCGAACAACGGACUAGCUGCGGGCAAUUCGAAGAAGAAGAAACGCUCCUGCGUUAAGCAUAAAAAACAUUGCAAACAAUAUCUGCUUUGUCGCGUUCUUAAGAGAAAUGAAGAAACUUAUUGGUUCCCGAAGUGCUUGAAGGAAAAGACUGCUGCAAACAAACGGAGAGUGCGGGUGCACUCAUGGAAGAUAGUCAACGUUAUAACCCCGCCUAGACAUCGUGGCGCCUGGAGGUAAAAGGAAGGAAAAGGAGAAGGAGGAAGAAAGAUCGGCCACAGGAGGAAACGGAAGUGAUCUGAAUGGAGAAGGAUGGGUGAACAUUUAGAACGAUAGAAUUAUCGGAAUAAUAGAUGUUCCCCUAUUGCAGAUAUUAAUCUGUUGUCUUGCGGGUUGCCUUAUACAUAGAGGGCAUUGUCGAAGGAGAGAAAAUCGAAAAGAAAUUUAAUGAAAGUAAAAGAAGAAAAAGAAGAAGAAGAAGAAGAAGAAGUCGGAAGGAUGGAAAAGCGAAGAUAAGUCGAGUUGAGAAUCAGAAAGACGGCAUUCUCUUAGAGAUUACAUCGAUUUGAAAUUACAUCAAAUUAAACGACGAAGAAGAGGAAGAAAAUCAAGGAUAACAAUAAAAUACUAAAGAGGAAAGAGGAAGGAAGAAAAUCGUGAAUCUUUGUUGUGUAUUAUAAUUGUCACGAAUAUUCAACGGGAGGAAGGCAACCUGGCCUGGCCCGUGGGCAAGAUCGUCGCUUCUAAAGGACCCGUCGCUGUAAUAGCGGCUGUGUGUCACCAUCCUUGCACUGCCCCAUACACCGCGGCCUCAUGAUCGGUUCAUUCUGGAACCUUUGUCGUGCGUGUCCUUCGAUGCCGAUUGACAAGCAGCUCCAUUCGGAAUACAGGAGCACGUACACAUGGCACGAAUAUACAGGGCCGCAACAAGAGCAUACAAUUGUUCGCCGGGCGCCUCAACCACCACCGACGUCCACCAAACAGGCGAACGCAAAACUGCAGUCGGCGAAGUCAACCGAGGACGAGAACAGCGAAGGACCUACCUUAGAACCGCCAUUGCCAAGAAGAAAGAAAUGUCCCGAAUUGGCGUACAAGACUCACGAAUUUAUUCCGACGGCGGACGGCGGUGGCCUGGAUGUUAUAGAUUCGAAUCUCGUAGCUGAUAAGGUUCAGGAAGUAACGAGCACUGUACCAGCUAGUCAACUGAGCAAGGCGAUAUCUCGUAUCAGUACUGAAUACCGUUUACAAUUCGCAUGGCCUAGACGACCCCAAUUAACGAAUGGCGACGCAGCACCCAUUAUAUCGACGGGAGCAUCUUUAGGUACCGGUGGACCACCAAGAAAAUCUCUCAGCAUGGGAGCACUCAAACAGGGUAUCGUACCUUCUGGUCCCGCCCCAGUUCAUAAGAAAAGACCUGGAGACGUGGAUCAUAAACGGGACGGGGUCCAAGCGUCCGAAUUAGAACCAUUGGUGGGAGGGACAGGUACGGAUACUAUCGAUGGAACGGUUCUAGAAGGAGACGAACGCGAAGAGGAUACCUCAGAUUUAAAAAUAGCGUUCAGGGGUAAAAAAUCAGGGGGUAAAACCGUAAGGAUAUCGGGAAGUGGCGAUAAAGCGACGAGCAAAUCGCAAGAGAAACCAUUCCCUACGGCAGAGGUGAUCGAACUAAGACGACUCGCUGACGAGUACAAGCAUCGUGACUGGGGUUGCGGUCUGGCAGCCGAGGAUGAAGCUUCCCUGUGGAAACGGGUAUCCAGUAACCACGCUCUCAACGCUCUGUCUCUUGCCAGAUCAGUGACGAAAGAAGAAAAGAACAAAGAAAAUACGAGGAAAGUGACUCCGGUUAUAGCGGCGAUGACGAUGCCACCAGCAGGUAGACCAUCCUCGGUUCAAGCAAGACCGAUUCAUGUUUCACAGCAAGAUGAUUUGAAGUUGGAUAACGAAAAAACCGUAGCUCGCGCGAGAAAAGAUUUUUUGAUUCGUCAUCAUUUGGAUCGUACUACUGGCGUAGGCGACGGUGCACUACUCCCCUCUCCAACGAGAGAGAAGUUGGAGCCCGUAAUACCGCGACGACGCGAGGAAUCGAGAGAACACCGGGAAGAGAUCCAACCAAGAACGAAGUCCAGUCCGAAGAAUAGUCCACGUACUGGACGUUCUCAGAGUCUUGGACCUAGCGUUACCGAGCGUAGGUCACCGAAACGGCAACCUCCACGUGCACCAUCUGUGACAAAGGAUAUGAAGGAGAAAGAGAAAGAGAAGGAAUUUAAGGAUAAAGAUAGAGAUCAAAAGGAUAGAAGCGCUGAAAUCGAGAGACCACGGCCAAUGACGGCAGAGCCUCAGCUGAAUGGUGAUGCAACGGGAGGUGAUUCGAGCGUGGCUUCAACACCACCGUCGCAAACUCGUGCUAUCUCAGCUGGUGCUGGUACUUGGAUCGAUGAUGAGCCAGUCGUAAAGAGUCCACCGGAACCAACGCGUGUGAAAUCGCCGGAACAAAUGAUUAUGCGCUCACCUGAACCGGUUAACUGGACAGUGCCCCUCGAUACCGGGAAGACGUUUACCGUUACACAAAACGUUAGAGAGGAGCCCCUGACGCGUCCUCAUAGCGAAGCAAAGACGUGGGCACCGUCUUGCGUACCAUCGGCACCGCAAUCAGCUCCUCCGGAGUUAGCAGCUCAGCACAAGUCGCAGCAUCAUUCGCAACAUUCUGGUUAUAAAUCGCCAGAAAGUGAGAGCGUCUCACUUGGCAGUUUCGGUGGGAUUACCGAUCAAAAGGAGGACAUGGAUUCGGGACGUGCAAGUCCUUGUUCAUUGCCGACUAAAGUAGAGAACUUGUCCGCUGGAGAAUCCGUGAUCACAUCUGGUCAAGAUGAGAAGAAAACAUAUGACGCUGAUAGAGAACAGGAUAAGGGAGAACCAGUGAAAUCGAUAGGUAGUAGCAAUAUAAAAUGUCUCGAGGAUCCAUCGUUCGAAUUAGAACGUAAGAAGAUCGAUUCGGGAGCUCCUACGACAACGACAGCAACGGCGACGACAACGACAUCGAAUGUACCGCAUCAGCCGUACCGUAUUCUCGAAGCUGAAUCACCUCAAAGUGGGGUAGGUAGUGAAGGAACCGCAGGAGGAGGCGGCGGUGGCGGUGGCGGUGGCGGCGGCGGCAGCGGCGGUGGUAGUGGUGGUGGUAAUGGUGGUGGUAGUGGUAUUAGUGGAAGUGGAGAAACAGGAACGCCUAUCAGCAGCAGCAGCAACAUCGCUACCACCACCGCGACGGCUGGUUAUCACGUGUUAGAGGCACCGCCGGUUCAGAUGAUACCAGGUACGGCUCAUCGUUCAACGGCGACCGAUGUCUUAGAAAAAGCACGAAAUCGCUUUGAUAAGUUCUGGGGAAAGGGUAGUCCCUCUGAGAAUUAGAAUCCUACGGAAUAAACUAGUAGCUAUGACCGCGACAAUGAAUUCGAAGAGGAGGGGAAUGUACGUGUAGAACGAGAGGAGAGUUGUUCAUGAGAAGCGAUCAAGGAGAGGGAGAAGAUAGGAGGAAGGAGUUUGUUUAUAAACUUUGGACGGAGUUCCUGAAAGCAGUUAUCCCGUCGUUUCCUUCGCUCGUCCGACAUGCGAGCACGUACAAUAUUUAAUCUUGCAAUUGGAAGCUAUCGUAGAUGGAAUAGAGAUGGUUUCGUGCGAGCAUUAGAAAUAAUUCAAGACUCCGAAGAAUGUACAUCUUUAAUUUCGGGUAGAAAAAAAGAAAAAAGAAAAAUAAACGAAGAGCUAACCAUUAGGAUCACGUUCUAAUGGGUAAUUUCUAUCGAAGAAGACGGGUAAAGAAGAAAACGGAUGCGAGCGAAAGCAACGGCAGGAUCGCCUAUGGAUGCGUUGUAGAAGCUUCGAGGAUUCCUUUCGGGAUUAAGUUUUCGAAACGUUACAGUUCGCGUGUCUCAUAUUCGUUAGUGCGUUGUAUAACAUAGAGUUACGUGUGGGUGAUAAACACCGAACAACAUCUUAUAUUGAGAUCCAUGUAGACGGUGAGUGUCUGAAGGAUAGGUAUCGAUGUCGUUAAAGUUCUGGAAGCUGCGUGCGAAUACAUAUAAGUUAUAAACUCGACUCGUAUUAUUAGAUUCGCAUCAAUGAUAUUCUUACGUAUAAAUCAAUAUCAAACGUUCGUGGUAACCGUACGUAUGUAUCUCUUUUACAUACGUACGUGUUUAUUGAAUAUUCAAAGUAAAUACAAACACAUACACACACACACACACAUGCAUACUUAUACGUUAACGUACGAGACUUCCUUUACAUUAGAUUCGAAUGAUUGCGUAAGAUCAUCUAUCAUAGCCGAGAAACGUGCGAUUUUUUUCUUUUCUUUUUUUUUUCUUUUUCUUUCUCUUUUUGCGAGGAUUUUCAAAUCCUCAAAGAAGAAAGUAAUAAAGGAUGAAAACAAAAAAAAAAAAAAAAAAAAGAAAAAAGAAAGAAAAAAAAUGCACGUAAACUCGAGCGAAGAAAGAUACGACUCAAGGCUUGUCACUCUUUGUAGAAGCAAAAAAGCCCCUCCCAAAAAAAAAAAAGAAAAAAAAAAAGAAAAAAAAGGAUAAAAGGUACAUAGCCUUCAGCUACUUCAUGCGUUUUAUAUUUAUGAAAUCUACACGAAGAUACACUUUGUAUAUGUGUAUGCAUAUGCACCAGUGCGUAUAUCUACAGGUGUGUUGUUGCAUGUGUACAAUACAUACGUUCGAUAUAUGUAUAAACACACGUCUAGAGGAUGCAUGCGCGUGCGAGUACAUCACACACACACACACACACACACACACACACAACUAUUAGUAACACUACUACUACUACUAUUACUACUACUAAUACUACUACUAUUACUACUACUACUAUUACUAUUACUAUACUACUAUUACUACAUACACACACACACACACACACAUACAUAUACACGCGCGUCACGUAAUAUAAAAGAGAAAAGUAUUAAACAAGCGUAAUACAAGAAUAAUACACGCAUGCGUACGCGCGCGUGCGCAUACACAACACAGAAAAACAUAUGCACGCGCGUUACGGAAGAGAACGACGAAUGAUUAACAUUCGGAGAAAAGUCCCGCGGGCAACUUCGGCAAGUGGAACUACCUCCUUAGAGAACGCGUCUCGAUCUUUUUUAACUAUAUUCAUGAAGAAAUUUUUCACGAGCUUACUCGUUAUACUCCGAUAAUUAACUUGCUUCGUAGGAGAGAAGAAAAAGAAGAAGAAGGAGAUGAUAACGAUGACGAUGAUAAUGAUAAUGAUAAUGAUUAUAAUGAUGAUGAUGAUAAUGGCGAAAAUGAAAAACAAAGGAAAAAAAAAAAAAGGAAAAAAAAAAGAAAAAAAAAUUGAACAAAAUUUAUGAUAACUAAGAUAAAUAAUUCCCGUACACGCUAAGAAAGAUUAUUUACCAGAUAUUUAGUAUCGAAAUAAGAAAAUGGGAACGAUCUUAAUCCGCAAGUAUAUAACGGUGUGUCGAUAUGUAUUACCUUGUACGGAUGCCGAAAAAAAAAAGGAAAAAGAAAAAGAGAAAAAAAAAAAAUAUUUAAACACAACAGUUCGUCCAUGUACGGUUCGUUACGUCGCAGGAAGAAAAAACAAAUCACGGUUUAUUUCGCGAAACGAGCAAGACCCUUUGUUGCUGAGCAAUUUUUUACCCUGGGGAAUGACACGACUUUUUUAACGCCGGCAACGAGAAUCAAUUGUUUCGCGCGCAAAUCGAAGAACAAAAAAAAGUUAACAAAUAAAACAAAACAAAAAAAUAAAACAAAAAAAAAAGAAAAGAAAAGAAAAGAAAAGAAAUGAAAAAAAGAAUAAACUCGAACGACGACGGGAUAUCAACGUUGUUCUUCGAUCGUCCGCAUGCCUGUGCCCUAUGAUUUUUUUUCAUUUUUAAUACGAAUAUUUUUGCUAGGAAACGAUUUUCAUUAUAAAAAGAAAAAAAAAAAAAAACUUAGAAUCGCGCGAGAGGAGGCUUUCGUCUUUGAAGGUAAGGAAGGGGAAAAAAAGAUAAAGUAAAAGAAGAAGAAAAGAAAAUACGAGAUAAAGCGGAGUGCUCAAAAAUUGGUAAUUGGUGCUAAUUUGUAUCGAAGGAUCAUCGAAAGUAUCGUAAGAGAAGAAGAAGAAGAAGAAGAAGAAGAAGAAGAAGAAGAAGAAAAGAAGAAGAAAAAGGGUGACGAUAGGACACGAUUCUCUCUCUCUCUCUCUUUCUCUCUCUCUCUCUCUCUCUCUCUCUCUCUUUCUCUCUCUCUCUUUCUCUCUCAUUGUGAGAUAGUAUUCGCUUAUAUAUGUAUUUGUUGCUAAAUGACGAGAAAUUCUAGGCCCGUAAGAAGAACGUUCGGCGAAGAUACAUAUACAUACGUAUGUAAUAAUAGGGGAAAAAAAAAAAACAAAAAGAAAAAAAAGAAGAAAGAAAAAAAAAACAAACCCCAUUUUGUUCUUAAUCCGUUUAAACGAAUUUUUUAUCGAUUGUGCGCUUACGACGUUGUCAUAGGGUAUAACGUCUAUUGGUUGCAUAUUUUUCAUUAUUGACAAAGGUUUACCUCGAAGACGAAGAGGCUAAUGAACUUUACCUAAACGUUAAGCGAUAAUAAUAAAUAUCUAAAAAUGGCCAGGAUCGAAAGCGAGAAUUUUUCGUUUUAGGAUCGACCGGACGAAGCUCUAGAAGUUACAAUCGAAAAGAAAGAAAAAAAAUAAACCCCACUCGACCCUUUCUUUUCUCUCCGAUCCCUCCUUAGAUCCGACCGGCUCCUUCCCCCCUUCCUCCCUCUUUCUCCCUUCCCUUUUCACAGGCUUAUGUCUCCUCCUUCCUCGUCCUGCUAUUCUCAUCUUCCUUUUUCCUUUUUGUUUUUUUCUUUUUUUUUUUUCCAUCUCCCGCUCCGUAUAUCCCCCUCCCUCUCUCUUCCCGCUUUCGAAAUAUGCACGCGCGUUUACACGAUACGUCGGUAAUACCACACUCCAUCCAGAUUCACGUCCAAAGACAACCAAUCGUACUGAAACAGCAUAGCGAUAUAGUGAUAAUGAUAAUAAUAAUGAUUAACGAUAUAAUGAUAAUGAUAAUGAUACUGAUUACGAUAAUGAUAAUGGUAUUACACAAAUAGAACAUUACAAACGACAAAAAAAAAAGAAAAGAAAAAAAAAUAGAAAAAAAAAAAAUAUUAACGUAGAAAACGAAAGGAACAAUCGAAGGAAUGGACCAUUAAUGAAGGAAAUGAAAAAAAAAAAAAAAAAGAAAAAAGAAAGAGGAAGAUAGAAAAGAGAACGACGAAUGGAUUACAUAAAUCUAAAGAAAGAAGAUUCAGAAAAAAGAAAAGAAAUGAUCCAAUCAAGUAUGAUAAUUAGGACGCAGAAACUGGAAGACAGUGUUUAGAACUGGCGAUCGUUGACGAUGUCGAUCUUGAUCGGUACGAUCGUCUUACUACCAUUGGAUACAUAUAUUUUCAAUUAGAUCAAAUUUCAGAUUAUAUUUAUUACCGAUCUAAUAAACGAUCGAUUGUAACUCAUAUUUAUUAUAACGAUAUACACAAAAAUGUGAUCGAACGUGAAAUACGAAGGAUAGUACCGAUAAGAUUUUUUCUUAAGAGACAUCGACGUCGUCGACCGAUUCGAUCGAUAUAAAAAAUAUACAUAACAUACGUAUAUAAAACGUCAUAACCCGCGAUAACUUCAAAAAACAAAAUAAAAUCAAAAAAAAAAAAACAAAAAACGAAGAAAAGAAAAUAAAAACAAAAAAAAAAGAUUACAAAAAAAAAACAUACACGAGAAUAAACGGAGAACUGGCAAACUCUCUUCCCAGUAUUCAUCAUUUCUUAUUAACACAAUUUUAUGAUUGCGCCUAUCUUCCAAAAUCUACGCUUUUUAUGCGACCCACCCUAUAUAUCCUCUAUAUCUAUCUCGAAUCCCAUAAUUCUUCAAAAAGAAUAUAAGGGGAAUCGUCAUAUUUUUCCAUGGUUGUAAAGAAACAACGCCGCAAGAUUUUCGAGACAUUGUCAUUUAAAAUUCGAAAGAUGUCAUUUAAAUAUUUUCUUCUUAUCAGAUUUAUAUUGCAUUAAUUUUUAAAUUGCAUCAUUUUUUGAAACGUUAGAAUUUUUUUUUUCAUUAAUUCUUUUCCGAUAAAUACACGAAUCCUAUAAUGUUUUUUUCUACGAUUCAAUUUAACCAUAAUUUUUUUCUUUUUAUUUUUUCUUCAUUUUUUUUUUUUUAAAUUAUGAUUAUGCGGCAUUUUUCCUUACAGCCAGAGAAACAAUAUGUUCUCGUACCAAAUCAUGCGCAUCCUUAAAUAACCGAUCUCUCUCUCUCUCUCUCUCUCUCUCUCUCUCCCCUCGAUAUACAUACAUUAAAUAUAAACCAGUGGCACGUCGAUUAUUUAUAUAUAUAUAUAUAUAUAUAUAUAUAUAUAUAUAUAUAUUUAUAUAUAUAUGUGUGUGUGAUAAGCGACGUAUUAUUCCAACCAAUAAUCUUGUAAGGAUGAGCGACAAGAAUUCAUAUACCUAAUAUAUUAUCCAUUGCUACCACAAAGAAAAAUUAAAUUAUAAAUUAAAUUAAUAUAAAGUAAAAUAAAUUAUAAACUAUAAACUAUAAACUAUAAACUAUAAACUAUGAACUAUAAAUUAAUGUCAAAAAAAGAUUUAUCGAAAACGGUGGUAGUUCGAUCGAGAAAGCCAACGUCUUCUCUACGAGGUUUUGUCGCUUUUCGCUCAUCGGUUUUAUUAAGAAUCGUAUAGCUUCAUAUAAACGUUUAAAGCGCUAAAAAUAAAAUAAUAUAAUGGAAACGUAGAAAAGAAGAGAAAAGGAAAAAAAAAAAAAAAGAAAAAGAAACAAGAUAAAUGCGACGAGAUAACACGAAGCCCGAGAAGAAUUAAAAUAAUCGAGUGAAAUAAUUUAAUUCAUCGACUAUUGUAAGAGCAUUGAUAGCACAGAUAUUUCGUUUGCAAGAAAAGGACCGUGCGCGUGCCUCUUAUUUGAAGAAAAAGAAAAUGAAGAAGAAGAAGAAGAAGAAGAAGAAGAAGAAGAAGAUGAAGAAGAAGAUGAAGAUGAAGAGGAAGAAAAAGAAAAAGAAAAUGUAGAAGAAGAAGAAGAAGAAGAAGAAGAAGAAGAAAAAGACAUGUACACCUUAAUAGAUGCUUAUUUAUACAGCAUAUGCUUGUUCCUUGAAUAACUGAAUCGAAAACACGGCACGAGUGACAAACAAACAAAACAAAAUAAUCCUAAAAAGAAUAAAAUAAAUAAAAAAAAAAUAAAUAAAUAAAUAAAUAAACAAAAAAAAAAAAGAAAAAUAAUACGAAUGAGAAAAUUAGAUACACGGCACUACGAAGGUACUAUUACAUUCACGGGUUAUAAAUAAAUAAAUAAAUAAAUAAAUAAAUAAAUAAAUAAAUGAAUAAAUAAAUAAAUGAAAGACGAGACGAACGAAUACGAGAAACGUUAGCGCAUGUAUGAAAGAGCCGUAGCCAUUAAUUACGAAUAUAAUUUUUCAAUCCCACGCGUAAAUUCGAUUACGCACAAGAAGAGGACACACGAGGUACUAUUUAUUGGAUAGUCUCGAACAACUAGAUUAUUAUUAUUAUAACGAUAUAAUAAUAAUAAUAAUAAUAAUAAUAAUAAUAAUAAUUAUAAUAAUAAUAAUAAUAAAUCGACGAUUCCUAUAGAACUUUAUGCGACAAUAUGUAUCAUUUUUUUACGAAUCAAUCCAUCAUAUAAUCUGAUGGACAAAUAUUUCGUUGCACAAUUUUCCACGGGAUUAUACUAUGAUGAACAUGAAAAAAAAUGGAUUAUUCUAAUUCUCGAUGCCAUGAUUAUUAGAAACGUCUUUUACGCAGUAGGUACUUUUAUACGAUCCACGAACGUAUCUCUCUUUCUCUCUCUCACAUACACUUUCUCUCUCUCUCUCUCUCUCUCUUUUUUUCUUUUAUUUCUUUCUUUCUUUUUUUCUUCUUUUUUUUUAAAUUUAUUCUCUUAAUUACCGUUAAAAUAUUUGAGUGAAUGUAAUAGCGCCUUAGCGUGAUUCGUAAUGAUGACAGAAAGAUUUGGAAAGUACAGAUCGGAUCAAAAUCGAGAGAAAUGUGGGAGCUUAAUGUGUUCCGAUUUAUUUCCAUAGACUGCAUUCAUGAUUGUAAUGCAUCAUUUUUUCGCCUAUUUAAAUGCUUAUCCUUGAUAGCUCUCCUAAAUCCUCAAUUUGUUCGAUUUGUACCGCAUUACAUAUCGAAGGCGCAUCUUUAAAGUUCACACUGCCCGUCCAGAUUCAAAUAGAACUUAUCGGGAAGGAAAAAAAGAAUUGUCAGAAUGAAACAAUGUAAUUUCUCUCUCUCUCUCUCUCUCUCAAUCGUAAUCUCAGAUAUAAAAUACAUAGUAAUGAUUCGACGUCAGAUUUUAUGGCUCUCUUUCUCUUUCUCUUUCUCUCUCUCUCUCUCUCUCUCUCUCUCUCUCUCUCUCUCUCUUUCUCUCUUUUUCCACUUUUUUUCUUAUACGAUAUUAUAAUUGCAUUUAUAUCGAAUGAUGAUAAUUCGUUUUGUUGGUUUGUUGGUUGAGUGAAAAAAAAAGGAAAGAAAAAAAAAAAAAGAGAAACAACAAAUGAGAGAAAUUCAUUUAAAACCAAGGAAAGUUCCUUCAUGCCAAAAUGAACGUGCGAUGAUCGUUCGUUAUUGCACGAGAAUACAUAAUUAAGCCGGUGAUUACGAGAAGUAAUCUAACUGAGAAAAAAAUUUUUUUUUUUUUUUUUUUUUUUUUUUAAUUAUUUUACUGCACAAUUAGCAUGGCAAUUGACCUAAUCAUAAGAAUUUACGCGAUGAACUAAUUUUUUUUCUUGUUUUAAUUUUUCACUUCAAAACACUUUCAUAAUCACCGAUUUAAUUAAAGAGAUAAUUUCCAAAUGUUCGAGUAUAAAAAUAAAGUUCAUUUUCUCUAUGAUUUGUUAAAUACACACUUUUGUACAGUAGACAUGCGCCUGAGAGCUAAUGUACCGUGAAAGGGUAAACAACUAUCUCGUGAUCGAAGAAAUGAAAAGAAUAAAAAAAAAAAAAAAAAAGAAAAAAAGAAAAAAAGAAAAAAGAAAUAAGAAAAAAAGAAAAAAGAAAAAGAAAAAUGAGAUUAAAAAACCAAAAAAAAAAAAAAGAAGAAGAUGAAGAAGAAGAAAAAGAAGAAAAAGAAGAAGAAGAAGAAGAAGAAGAAGAAAAUCGAAUGCCAAUUAAAAUUCAGCGAGUGCGGGCUGAAUCUUUUAUUGUUAAAGUUAGCGAGUUAUAAACAAAUUUCUUAUACAUAUUAUUCAGUUUCGAGCUAUAGCUCUUGAGAGAAAUUUUACCACUUUGUUGAUAAACACUCUUGGGGAUCAUGUGUUCAAACGUCCAGUGUUCGUCAUUAUAAUUGGAGAAAAAAAAGAAAAGAAACGAAAAGAAAAGAAAAGAAAAAAAAAAAGAAGAAAAAGAAGAACGACUUCGAUUGCUUUCAUUUUCACACGAUUUACGCUUUCUCUGUUACACGAAAUCGUGUUACGAUGUUAGCAAGUAUGUAUGUCUCAUAGAGAGUUCCAAUAUUCCUUGAAUAUUUCCCCGUGCCUACGACGUUAAGUGAUCGUGCAUAAAGAUUUCGUAUAGACGGGACACACAACGACGACAGACCAUUAUACAUUUUUCAAUAUUCGUCCCGCGAGGGUAAUAAACUUUCUUACCAAAAGAAAAAAGAAAAAAAAGAAAAAGAAAAAGGAGAAAACGAUAAGACAUGCGUUACAAAAAAUACGGUUUAUUUAAUUCUAGUGUAAUUCGAUUGGAUUGUAUUCUACAUCUUAUAAUAUUUUUGUUUUUAAUCCUUUUUCUUUAUUUUUUUUUUUUUUUUUUUUAUUUUUUUUAUUUAUGCGAAUACCGUGUCAGUGCAUUAAUACACCGAUACGUUUUCCCAUUGAAACAUAGGCUGUGAAUAAUCGAAUAUGCAGAGGUGUAGCAUUAUAUGGAAUAUAUGUGUUAUAAAUCACACAAUUAAAAAAGUAGAGAAAAAAAUUCGCAUCGACGUAAGCCCCACUACGCUUCCGUACAGAGCUCGAACGGUUAAUGAAAGAUAAAUUAUUCGCUGGCUAAACCGAAUGCAAUUGUUUAUCCGAACGGAGAAAAAAGUAAAAAAAAAAAAAAAAAAAAUAAAUAAAAUAAAAUAAAAUAAAAUAAAACAAACAAAGAUACAAACAAAAUGAAAAACUAUUACACGGUCGCAAGAAUUUUGUUCUAUACGCUUUAAGAUUUUUUAAGCGGUAAGAAGAAGCGGACGUGCAUAAUUAAAUGGCAUUUCGAUCACUCGUCGAAGUACGAAAGCAAAAUUAAUUCAUUCAUAAGAUAAUUCAGUGUGUUCUGUUCGAAAAUCAUAUAUAUAUAUAUAUAUAUAUAUAUAUAUAUGCAUAUAUAUGUAUGUACAACGUUCUAAUUUUUGUACAAUAGAAUUUCGAUGCGCGCUUUAAAUCCACAUGGAAAAACACGAUUGUUCGACCCUUUCUAAUCUUUAAAUAUAUCUUAAGAUUUGCUGAUUAAUCUGCAUUCUUACUUUAUGUUUUCUCUGCACCGAUGGUGGUCCAACCAUUUCGGUACAUAGUCGAAAAUUACGGGCCUUUGGAAUAAAUCGGCGAACGUACAGGAGACAACCGCAGAAUUUUAAUCGAUACUAUAAAAUAAAAUAAAAUAAAAUAAAAAAAAAAUAAAAAAAAAAAUAAAAAAAAA
This is a messenger RNA of Vespa crabro (European hornet), 13195 nucleotides long. RefSeq lists its product as uncharacterized. The transcript has 20 exons. Gene Ontology annotation, molecular function: microtubule binding. Lineage: Eukaryota; Metazoa; Arthropoda; Insecta; Hymenoptera; Vespidae. The record is from RefSeq and is a predicted model, not a curated record. Bases 1317 to 3908 code for a protein of 863 amino acids. Gene Ontology annotation, biological process: negative regulation of centriole replication.